UCGGCUCCAAUUUCGUUCGACCGCACUUUCCCUCCUUCAAUUGGAACUAUAUCUCAGCGAGAUAGAACGGCGUUGGGCGAUGAUCCUAGGGUUUUGAGAUAGAGAGAGUAAGAGAUCCUCAAUGUCGAUAGCUGAAGCUUCCUCUCGUCUCGAUUCACAGAAUACCCAUGUCGGAGCCAAAAGUAAAAUUGAGAAAGAAGACAAUGGAAAUGCCCAAAGGAGAAUACUUGGUGACAUAAGCAACUUAGUGCAGAAACCCAAUCAAUUACCUGGGAAUGGGAAAAUGCAACAGACUUCAAAUAGUACAAAAGACUACAUUAAUCAACUCGAAAAGGAAAAUAUGGCCUUACAGAAACUUAUUGCUGAGAAUAAACUUGUUGAAAGGAUGGGGCUUGAGAAACAGGCGCUGAGAAUUAAUAUGCAGAACAUGCAGCUGCAGAAAUUGCAGAUGCAGAACAUGCAGCUGGCUCAGUCAAACAGCCAAAUGUUAAAGGAGCUUAAUUUGGUUAAAGAUAGGCUAAAAAUAAUACAGCAUGAGCUUGGAUGUAAAAAUGGCAUAAUUGCAGCCCAAAAACUGGAACUGAAGCCAAAGGACAAUACAAUGGCAUGUCAAAUAGUUGUAAAUGAGAUGGUGGGUGGUACUAGUACAGAUAAGAUUGUACAUGAAUCAUCCGAAGCAAAUAGAGUUGAAAUUCAACCCAGUAAUAUGAACAGGAAGUUGAGAUCAAAAAGUGUAGACUCUUCUGCUGCACAGAAAGAUGAUCUGAAGGAGAAACCUAAAAGCAAAAGGGUUUGUUUGAGGCGGCAAUCUGUCAGACUCAAACAUGAAGAUACGGAAGACCUAUUUGAGAUUCAUGAUGCCAAAUUCCCCAUUUGUUCCCUGUCAGACGAUGAACCAUCUGAUAAGAAGGAACAGGUUUCUCAAGAAUGCAGCAACUUUGCCACUGGUGAUGAUAAUACAAGAGAGUCUAGACGAUCAUCUUUAGGAAGACCCUUGCGCUCAGCUGCCAAUAAAAUCAUGUCGUAUAAGGAAAUCCCUCUCAACACUAAGAUGCGAAGAUGAAGUGAACUAUGAUUUAUGAGCCAUUUUUAUUUCUUUUGGUGAUAAGAAGGAAACCAAACCAAAUGAUUCAGUAACAGGAAACUUUGUGAAUGUGCAAUUUUCUAUUACUAACUAAGUAGUAUGAUUUUUCUCUCUUCUCUCUCGUGUGGAAUUCUUGUGAAAAUACUCUGUAAACUGGAGUUUUCUUGGGAAAAGUGUGUUGUUGAUUACCCAGAAAAUGUCUCCAAGAAAGAGAUCUAAUUUCACUUCCCUUUCUGAUAAUCUCAAUAAUGUUUUCCCAAUCUUGUUGAUUUCCCAGUCUAUGAACUGAGCAACCAUCACUUACUUGCAAUUUGAUUCGAUCUGGACACCAUUCCAUGACUCUUUAAACGGCGUCCACAUUAAUAUCCAAGCUUACAAGGGGAGGAGGCCCCCAUUCUCUCUGCCAGGUUCUAUCUUGGUUGCGAUAAUUUUCACUAUGGUUAUUAAGUUAAUGGAAAAAGUAUCCCUACCUUCCUUGGAUGAUUUGUUUCCAGAUAAAACAACAUAUAUGUGCAAACAGAAGCCAGCCUAAUUGGAAACUGGUAUUUUGUUAUAAUAUAUGGCACAAUCACAAUUCCAUUACAUUGUCAAAAGUUAAAAUUGAAAGCGAUUUUUUUUACGUUUGUAUAAGAUUGUUUUUUCGAUUAUGAUCUAGAUAGAACAUGAUUUUUUACUCUAGUUGAUACCAAAACGAUUUAUUUGAUGAUGUUCCAAAUUAUUGUGUGAUUUUUGCCUUUGGUAUUAGA
This is a messenger RNA of Impatiens glandulifera, 1830 nucleotides long. RefSeq names its product SHUGOSHIN 2. The record is from RefSeq and is a predicted model, not a curated record. Gene Ontology annotation, biological process: meiotic sister chromatid segregation; maintenance of meiotic sister chromatid cohesion. Bases 122 to 1063 code for a protein of 313 amino acids. Gene Ontology annotation, cellular component: chromosome, centromeric region; nucleus. The transcript is spliced from 11 exons. NCBI's taxonomy places the organism in Eukaryota, Viridiplantae, Streptophyta, Magnoliopsida, Ericales, Balsaminaceae.